Impatiens glandulifera is the source of this 1467-nucleotide messenger RNA. RefSeq names its product protein MAIN-LIKE 2-like. Bases 1 to 1467 code for a protein of 488 amino acids. NCBI's taxonomy places the organism in Eukaryota, Viridiplantae, Streptophyta, Magnoliopsida, Ericales, Balsaminaceae. The record is from RefSeq and is a predicted model, not a curated record. The transcript has a single exon. Gene Ontology annotation, biological process: meristem development; meristem maintenance.
AUGGCUAGACAGUCAAUUGUAACUGUAAUGGUAGAAAGAGAGGAGUGGGUGAUGCCGCCUAGGGGUGGAAAACCCAUAUCAAGGAAAGCCCAUUUCCUCCUUCCGGCACUCACUGCAGAGGAUGAUGCAUCAUCAUCGAUGGGGCUGUUCCCGAACUCCAUGAAUGAGAGCUCUGGCUCAUCAAUUUCCAGCACCCAGCUCCCUCUCAAGGUCUCCUUCGAUGGCUGGAGAAAGCCUACCGACCGUUGGGAACAAUGGGUCUCCCAAAUGCGCCCACGCUAUCAGUCUCUGUGGGAGGGUGCAGGAAUUUCGGACGCCAUCAAUAGCUCCAUCUCCACCAUCAUUCAACACAAGGACGUUGUCCUAGAACUCUCUGAAAGAUGGUGUUCGGAGACCAAAUCCUUCAUUUUUCCAUGGGGAGAAGCUACAAUUACACUCGAAGAUGUAGCCGUUAUAGGAGGCUACAGUCUUGGAGGCCAUUGUGUUCUCCAGCCGCUGGAAUCCCCUGCUUUGAAAGACAUCGAGAACCAGCUUAAAGAGGAAAGGCUGGUCAUCGGACGUACAAAAGCAUCUAGAGCUUGCCAAAAGCUUUGGAUGGACAGAUUCAUGGGCAGUGGGAGUGAGAUAGAACAUGAAGCCUUUCUAUCACAUUGGCUCUCUAGGUUUGUUUUUCCUGGACCUGCCAUUGACACUAUUCGAAAGGUUGUGUUUCCAGUUGCAAUUCAUCUCGCUAGGGGAGCUAGAAUCGCUUUGGCCCCGGCUGUCCUCGCCAGCCUUUACAGGGAUCUUGGUUUGCUCAAAAGACGCGAGCAAAUCUCUGUUCGUAAGCCAUCUAGAUCCAGGUUGACAUUGCCCGACAAAAUCACAAUGUGGGCUCCAUUUCAGCUGGUCCAGGUUUGGAUAUGGGAGAGGUUUGAGUCCUUGAGGCCACUAGGCGUUAGGACAACUCUAACCACGGUACCAAUAAUAACUAAAUGGCACAAAGCGAAGACAGAGGGCCCUAAGAUUGAAAAUCUCGCUCGAGUUUAUGAUAGAAGCGGGAAGACCUUUAAGUGGAGGCCGUUCACUGGUUGUGAUUAUUAUCAAGGGUUCAUGUCAGAACUAUACAAGUCGAAACAAGUGAGGAAGAUAGCUGUUUAUUACCUAACAGAAGCUCUCCAAAACUAUGUCCGAUGUAUAAGGACAUCUGAACUUGUUGGGUUAGAAGAUGGUUGCAUUGAGCAAUAUAUGCCUCAACGAGUGGCGAUGCAGUUUGGGCUUGAUCAAGACAUCCCCGUUGCUAGUAGAGUUGAAACUUCUCUGAUUGGUGGGAACAAUUAUUUGAGGCCGUUUUUAGAUGAUGUGAUUUAUGUUCCAUCAAGAUUUUCGGAGCCUGAAGUAUCAACAAGGUACUACACUUGGUUGAAGAGAUCCAUAAUGAUUUAUCUUGAAGGCCAAACUACAAAUAGAACUCGUGCUCUUGUUUAG